Brettanomyces nanus is the source of this 789-nucleotide messenger RNA. RefSeq lists its product as uncharacterized. Bases 1 to 789 code for a protein of 262 amino acids. NCBI's taxonomy places the organism in Eukaryota, Fungi, Ascomycota, Pichiomycetes, Pichiales, Pichiaceae. The record is from RefSeq and is a predicted model, not a curated record. The transcript has a single exon.
AUGAAUUCCAUUAUAGAACUGCUGAAAAGUAUGGACACUACCAUGUUUGUGGCAUCGAUCGUUUUGGCCAUCUUGGUGAUCGUAGUGACCUCAUUAAUGGUCCAGAAGACACUAUUCAAACGGAAUAGCAGGAACUUCGUUAUCGUGGGUCCGCCCCAAAGUGGAAAAACAAAUCUUUUCCAAAGACUUACCACGGGAAAACUCCCCGUACUCACGGUGACGUCGAUACAGCCCAACGUGGGCCCAUUGAAGGUGGAUAAUUCACAGUAUGGAGAAAACUUUUCAGACGUCAUUGUUAGCGACUAUCCGGCAAGCUCCAAGAUGAAGAAUCUCUACUUGUAUCCAUUUUUGAGUGAUAAUAUUAGCAGCUGUAGAGGAAUGGUAUACAUAAUAGACGCGUCUGCAUUUGAUGCCGAGUACUGCCACUACGUUGCCAACGACUUGUUGACUCUUCUACCGAUUACCGAGUCGAUUCCAAAUGGUGUCGAUCUCGCCAUUUUCUGUAAUAAAUGCGACUAUUUUACGAGCAGAAAACCCGCGAAAAUUCAUUUGAUGCUCGAACAGGAAAUUACUAAGCUAUAUGGGCUCAAGCUAAGGAACUUGGAAAAGGUGUCUGAAUCCGCCGAGGAUAUGGGAGUAGAGCUGGAAGAUUCACUUAAUACUGCUUUCAAUGGUGGCCAGUUCAAGUUCGAAAUGCUCGAAGGUAACGUUGAUUUCUUAGAAGGCAAUGUUUUCAAGGAUAAGAUCGACAGUCUCAUCGAUUGGUUCUGUGAAAAGACCGCCAAUUAA